Molecule: messenger RNA, 528 nt
Organism: Nelumbo nucifera (sacred lotus)
Lineage: Eukaryota; Viridiplantae; Streptophyta; Magnoliopsida; Proteales; Nelumbonaceae
Biological process (GO): endoplasmic reticulum to Golgi vesicle-mediated transport; regulation of GTPase activity
Cellular component (GO): TRAPP complex; cis-Golgi network; trans-Golgi network
Source: RefSeq, a predicted model, not a curated record
AUGGGGAAGAGGGAGGUGGUAGAAAGCUGCAUGGAUAAUCUGAUGAUAGAGAUGGUAUCAGCGUACUGUAACCAAUUCUAUGCCACAAAGCCAGAGCUUGCCGCCCGGAGGAUAGAGGCCAUCGGGUAUCAUGUUGGUCACCAGCUCUCCGAGAGGUAUACUAUGGAGCAUCCUCGAUUCAGUGACCACCUUGAGGCAAUCAAGUUUAUCUGCAAGGAUUUCUGGUCUGAGCUCUUCAAGAAACAAAUUGACAACUUGAAAACCAACCAUAGGGGUACCUUUGUCUUGCAAGAUAAUCGGUUCCGUUGGCUUACACGCAUGUCAAUAUCUCCAACAAACACAGAUUUGUCUCAAGACUCUUCUAUAACUACAAUUGAGAACAAAGCAUUGCAAGCCACCAGCAUGUACCUCUACUUUCCCUGUGGAAUUAUAAGGGGAGCUCUUUCAAAUUUAGGAAUCGCUUGUGCAGUUUCUGCAGAUAUGUCUAAUCAUCCUGCAUGUUCAUUUGUGGUUCGUGUAAAAGCCUGA